Paramuricea clavata is the source of this 855-nucleotide messenger RNA. Lineage: Eukaryota; Metazoa; Cnidaria; Anthozoa; Malacalcyonacea; Plexauridae. The record is from the annotation of a GenBank genome assembly.
AUGUCGCGAUCGUCAAAUAGUGAAAAGGAAUGUAAAGGUCCUCAAAUGCGUUGGCGGCAGGUUUGUUUCCUGCAGAGUCAGGAAAGAAUUCGUUACAGGUCUGACGUAUGAAGAACGAGUACACUACAUAACAACCGUUAAGACCUUGGUGUCUGACGAGCGUCAUAAAUCAAAAUUUGAAAAUCUGCUAAAUGUUCACGAAAGAAUUUAUUUUGUAGAUGAUGAUUUUAUUAAAUAUUUCCUGCCAUGGCAUCGUUGGUUCACAUUAGAAUAUGAAAAUCUUUUACGACAAAUCGAUAGUCAAAUUGUCAUACCCUACUGGGAUUGGAGUCUUAUGGGUGGUGACCCUUUCAAAAGCGGGCUACAGACGACAGCGGAUUUGGUGGAAAUGGUAACCCUCCUGGAGAGUGUGUUGACACGAGUCCGUUCCGAGAAGGGGAGUUCUCGCUAAGCCGGUCAGCCGGAGGGGGAUGCUUGACGCGCAACUUUAAAUGUUAUUUCCCCAACGCUGUUCACGUUCGAACAUUACUCACUAACAUCGACCUUAUUGAAUUUGAGAGCUCAAUAGAUGGUAUCUUUCACAACGAAGUUCAUAAUAGCAUAGGAGGGUUGAUGGCAAGAAUGGAUGCAGCUUCGGCGCCUGAAUUUAUCCCACAUCAUGGUUUUAUUGACAAAAUUUGGUCUGACUGGCAGAAAAGGGGGAAUAAUGAGACAUAUUUCCAGGAUAUCGAAGAGGUGCUGCCAGGAACGAAUUAUUUGCCAAGGGAAAUGCUAGACCUGGAACAUCUGCCUGGGGGUAUCUGUGUGGUGUACGAAGACCCGAAAAGCGUUGUAUUCGAAGAACUCAGAUGUUAG